Cercocebus atys (sooty mangabey) is the source of this 2655-nucleotide messenger RNA. It is a transcript of the gene FOXO6, whose product is annotated as forkhead box O6. Lineage: Eukaryota; Metazoa; Chordata; Mammalia; Primates; Cercopithecidae. Gene Ontology annotation, cellular component: nucleus. Gene Ontology annotation, molecular function: RNA polymerase II cis-regulatory region sequence-specific DNA binding; DNA-binding transcription factor activity, RNA polymerase II-specific. Gene Ontology annotation, biological process: regulation of transcription by RNA polymerase II. The record is from RefSeq and is a predicted model, not a curated record. Bases 346 to 1749 code for a protein of 467 amino acids. The transcript has 3 exons.
GGGGCCCGUGUGCAGGGCCGGCGCCCGGGGAGCGGCGGCAGCGGCGGUGGCGGUGGUGGCUGCAGGCGCAGGCAGGCGGCAGGUGCUAGAAACGGGGCUGGGCGAGGUGUGUGCCCGCUGGGCUCCCGGGCCGCCGCCCCCUCACUGCCCCGGUCUUUCCCUCCCUUCGUGCUCCCCAGCGCGUCCAGCCCCCUGCCUCCGCGCCUCGGCCCAUGGCGCCCCGCGGCUGAGACAGCGCCGCCAGGGACCCCUCCCGCGGGCCUCCCCGGGGCGUGCAGAUCCCAGAGCCGCCCGCCCACCCUCCGCGAAGCCUCCCUCCCCUCCUCGCCCGAGCCGGGCGGGACCAUGGCUGCGAAGCUGCGAGCGCAUCAGGUGGACGUGGACCCGGACUUCGCGCCGCAGAGCCGGCCGCGCUCGUGUACCUGGCCCCUGCCGCAGCCUGACUUGGCCGGCGACGAGGACGGAGCGCUGGGCGCAGGGGUGGCCGAGGGCGCCGAGGACUGCGGGCCGGAGCGCCGGGCUACGGCCCCGGCCAUGGCCCCAGCGCCGCCCCUGGGCGCGGAGGUCGGACCGCUGCGGAAAGCGAAGAGCUCUCGGCGGAACGCGUGGGGGAACCUGUCCUACGCCGACCUCAUCACCAAAGCCAUCGAGAGCGCCCCGGACAAGCGGCUCACGCUCUCGCAGAUCUACGACUGGAUGGUCCGUUACGUGCCCUACUUCAAGGAUAAAGGCGACAGCAACAGCUCGGCCGGCUGGAAGAACUCCAUCCGGCACAACCUGUCGCUGCACACCCGCUUCAUCCGCGUGCAGAACGAGGGCACCGGCAAGAGUUCGUGGUGGAUGCUGAACCCCGAGGGUGGAAAGACAGGCAAGACCCCGCGGCGCAGGGCCGUGUCCAUGGACAACGGGGCCAAGUUCCUGCGCAUCAAGGGCAAGGCGAGCAAGAAGAAGCAGCUGCAGGCGCCCGAGCGAAGCCCGGACGACAGCUCUCCGGGCGCGCCCGCCCCGGGGCCGGUGCCUGCCGCAGCCAAGUGGGCCGCCAGCCCCGCCUCGCACGCCAGCGACGACUACGAGGCUUGGGCCGACUUCCGCGGCGGCGGGAGACCCCUGCUCGGGGAGGCGGCCGAACUGGAGGACGACGAGGCCCUGGAGGCCCUGGCGCCAUCGUCGCCGCUCAUGUACCCGAGUCCCGCCAGCGCGCUGUCGCCGGCGCUAGGCGCGCGCUGUCCGGGUGAGCUGCCCCGCCUGGCCGAGCUGGGAGGCCCGCUGGGCCUGCACGGCGGCGGCGGCGCGGGGCUGCCCGAGGGCCUGCUGGACGGCGCGCAGGACGCGUACGGGCCGCGGGCCCGCACCGGGACGCCAGCCUACUUCGGCGGCUGCAAGGGCGGCGCUUAUGGCGGGGGCGGGGGCUUCGGGCCGCCGGCGAUGGGCGCGCUGCGCCGCCUGCCCAUGCAGACCAUCCAGGAGAACAACUUCGGGGGCCCGCCCGGCGGCCUCCUGCUGGACGCGCUACCCGGGCCCUACGCGGCCGCCGCCGCCGGGCCGCUGGGCGCCGCGCCCGACCGCUUCCCGGCCGACCUGGACCUCGACAUGUUCAGCGGGAGCCUCGAGUGCGACGUGGAGUCCAUCAUUCUCAACGACUUCAUGGACAGCGACGAAAUGGACUUCAACUUCGAUUCGGCCCUGCCUCCGCCGCCGCCGGGCCUGGCCGGGGCCCCGCCCCCCAACCAGAGCUGGGUGCCGGGCUGAAGGCCGCCUCCCGACCCCGGGCGCCCCGUCCCGUCCCCAGGGGGCCUCUGUCUUCCCAUCCCGAUUCCCGGGUCCCCGCCCCCGACUCCAGCUCCCCAGGAGGCGGCCCCAGCCCAGCUAGAGACCCCUCUCGGAGGCCGGCCGCCGGGGAGGGGGAGGGAGGGGCCGGGGCACCCCACUGCUCCUGCCCACACUCCUGAGAUCCACCCCCUCCUCCUGGGCAGGAAGCCUGGGAGAGGAGGCUGAAUUCCAGGCUGGCCGGGAGUAGGGAGGAGCGGGGUGGGCCGCCUGGUGUGGACGGUGGUCGGGGAAGUCAACUAGGAGAUGGGCCAGGGAGCGUUGACAAAUCUUCAGUUUCAUUUGCGGAGCCCUAGCCGUGACCCCGCGCCCACCCCAAACAUGAAUCUGAUUCCCACUUGACACUUUCCCACUGGUCUUAGUCUCACCCACCCGAAGCCAGCAACCCUCUGCUGAAAACACACCUACCUAAAUCCAUCCACCCUGAGCAGCCCUCCACCCCCAAAUCGCCCUCCGACGACCGCCACCCCCACAGUUCAGUCUCCCCCUCCCAUCCCCGCCGGCCCUCUCUUCUCCCCUCCCCCGUCGGAGUCAGUCCCUCUCUUCAACCGCCCCCACCCCCCAGUACCGGUCUCAGCUUCUCCAGCGGGCCUCAGCCCCGUCCACCCCCAACCCCGACGCCCCUUUCUGCGCGCCAGUUCUGGCCCUUCUCCCAUAUUUAUAAGUGUCCGGCCGGGGCGGGCGGUGGGCGCGGCGUCCCCGGCGCGUAUCGUAGGCAGUGUACCGUGGCCGUGCCGUCAGAGUGUGCGUGUGCGUGUGUGCCGUGUCGAGGCUGUGUAGAGUGCAUUGUACAGCAUAUUUUCAUGAAUAAAAUUGUUUUAAAUAUUU